UUUAUGCAACACCUUUCUUGAUUUCCCGAGUCGAGGCUUCUCGUUCUGCUUCAUGCUCCCCUAUGAACUUGAGGUACGCAUCUCUGAUUGCGUGCAUCUCCCCUGUUGCAUCUUUCGUCCGUGCUCGGUGUCGAGGAUGUUGCUUUGAGCAGGAUAUGCCAAGCCUCAAGACCGAAACCAAUAACUCCUGGAUUCUAAUACUUGUAUUGUUAUUCUGUUGUCCGCUGUGCAACCACAUUGUGGGGUCAGCUAUCUCCAAGGUUCUAUCUGGAAGAGCGUCCUCAGCAAACUUAUGCAGAUCCAAUGAAUCUCUGAACAUGCCUUCUGUUGGGCUCCUUCCCGUAAACAUCUCAAGCAGCAAUAUGCCAAGACUAUAAAUAUCACCAGCGGUUGAGACUGCAGAGCCUUCUCCAUACUCUGCAAUUAUGCAAAUUUUGUGCUCAGCACGACAUAUUCGAGCGAAAAGUAAAAUAUAAUAUAAGAAGAGUUUUAGUCACCUGGUGCAACAUAGCCUAUGGAACCUCUGAUUCCAGUUGAGCUGUAUGAAGUUUGCAUCCCCUCACUUGUAUUUUCUUUAAGGAUCCUUGAUAUGCCAAAGUCUCCAACUCGUGCGCUCAUGUCUUCAGCAAGAAGAAUGUUGCUUGGCUUAAGAUCACAAUGGAUCACCAGUGGUUGACAGUAGUUGUGCAGAUAUUCUACCGCGUCUACAAUAUUGACAGCAAUAUCAAGCCUCUGGGCAAGGCUGAGAGUGUUGUCUGUACUGGGCUCUUGAGGUUUUGGAUGAAGCCAGCCAUCCAAGUUACCAUUGGGCAUAAACUCAAAAACCAAUGCCUUAAACUCUUGACCUUGGUGGUUGAGGCUCGAACAAGAAGUAAUGAUCUUAAUGAGGCACCUGUGUCGUAUUCUUCUCAUGGACUCACACUCAGCCUCAAAACUCUUGGAAUACCUGGAUUCACCAAGAUUGAACACCUUGACCGCCAAUGUUCUUUUUUCAAAGUCCAAAACACACUUAUAGACCGCACCAUAACUUCCUCUGCCAAGCAAGUUGGCUUCCGCAAACUCGUUAGUUCCUCUCAACAAUGCAUGAUAGGGUAUUCUCUUGUAAUGGUCAUCAGCUGAAUUUUGUGCUAAUGUUUUUUUGCUUGGUUUGAGCUUCUUGCAAAGUAUCCAAACAAGAAGAACAAUCGAAAGUGAGAACAAGAUUGCUCCAGCUGCCACUACAUAAAUUACAAGAUUCUUUGGCAUCUUUUUUUUGUUCUUUCUGGUGGAGCAUGGAGCCAAAUGAAGUUGAGGUGUACCACCACACAAUUUGAUAUUCCCAGCAACUUCUAACUCUUGCAGAUUUCCGAUGCUACCAAGGGCAUCAGGAAUAUUACCAGAUAAUUUAUUCAUGGUCAGGUUCAAUCCCCUGAGCCCCUUUAUAUUUUUCAGUGAUUGAGGUAUGCUUCCUUCAAAUGAAUUGUUGUCUAAUGAUAGCAGUUCCAAUACUAUGCAAUUCUGAAGACUGUCGGGUAUCUUGCCGGACAACUGGUUUCCUGAUAGAGCUAGUUGGUUGAGAUUUGAUAAACUACCAACUUCAUUAGGAAGAGGUCCAGAAAGGGAAUUGUAAGACAAGUCCAAAAUAUAAGAAAGAUCGUGUAAUUUGAAAAUCUCUCUCGGUAUUGAACCGUUUAGAUGGUAAUUCAUUGACAAAUCAAGUGCAUAGAGAUUUUUCAACUCCCCCAGGCUUGUCGGAAUUGGCCCCUCUAAGUUGCCAAUACUUGCAAAAAAACUAUUCAAACGUGAAAGGUUUCCUAGUGAUGGUGGUAUGAAGCCAGAGAGGCUAUUGUUGUACAAGCCUAGCUCGAUCAAGUUCCCUAGCUUGCCAAUGCUCUCUGGAAUCACUCCGUCUAUGGAAGUAUUUGCUAUGACAAGUAUUUGCAGACCAACCAAAUUGCCAAUGUCUACAGGGAUACUCCCAAAGAUCCUAUUAUGCAUCAAGUAUAACCCCUCAAGAGUCGUUGAGAGGUUCACAAUUGAACCUGGUAGUUGUCCGCCAAAAUAAUUGCUGGCGAGUACCAAUAGCUGCAGUUGGCUGCAGUUUGCUAAAGAAGUGAUGAAUUCCCACCCCUUGUUGUCAUUUGCUUCGAGGUUAUUUGCACCCAAGUUUAGAUGUUGGAGAGCUCCCAGCUUCCCCAAUGUGGGAGGCACAUACCCACUAAAUCCAUUCUGCACGAGGUUAAGGAAUACGAGGGAAGAUAUGUUGGAUAUUGAGGAAGGGAUGGUUCCUGUGAAGUGAUUACCACCUAAGCCCAGAUGUUCCAGCUUGGCGAACUUGCUUCCGAUAUCAUCUGGAAUGCUUCCGUACAACAUAUUCAAUGCUACCGAAAAUACUUCCAGCGAUGACCAGUUGUAUAGGGAAGGUGGAAGCAUACCGGAGAUGUUGUUUCUAGAGAUGCCGAAUUGCUGCAUGUUGUGGUUGCUUCCGAGGCUUGAUGGGAUUGAGCCCACGAGCUGGUUAGUGGUGAGAUCGAGGUAUUGUAGAUGGGACAGAUUGCCAAGUGACGGCGGGAUGAGCCCUGUGAAGCUGUUGUUUCUCAGCGAGAUCACUGCCAGGGAUGUGAGCUUCUCGCCGAGCUCAGCCGGGAUGCGCCCGCCAAGUUGGUUGUUGCGCAGUCUCAGCUUGGUCAUGCUGAUGCAGGAGCUCAGGUUUACAGGGAUUUUUCCAGAGAAGGAGUUGUCGCUCAAGUCAAGCUUCAGCAGACGGCGGAGGCGGCCGAGGCUCGCUGGAAUCUCCCCGUGGAGCCGGUUGAAGCUCAGGUUGAGCGUCCGCAGGAACGAGAGGUUCCCGAGGGCUGGGGAGAGUGCUCCGGCGAGCCCCCUGCCAUCCAAGCUCAGCUCCACCACCCUUGAGGGCCUCCAGCGGCUGCACAUCACCCCUUCCCAGCUGCAGAAGCCGGCGCUGCUGUUCCAGGAGGCCAGCGAGCCGGCAUCACUGACCUGCGCUUUGAAAGCAAGCAGCGCGGCCUCGUCACCAGCGCUCACUGUGGCGGUCAUCAGAGCGACUACCAGUGACCAUAUGAAGCUCAUUAUCCCCAUGGUCAUGCCCAUGCUGGUUCCAGGCAUGGAUCUCCAGAGUUGACAACGAACACGCUGACCGCGACAACGGUAUGGCAUUUGAUCCUACAUACGCCACGCAGGAGAUACUCGGGGCCAAAUUUUCGUGUGGGUGCACAGUGAGUCAAAGUCGGUGCGGAUGUAGCGUGCUAUGCUGGUUUUAAUUCGCACCGGUUCCGUUUUCUUCCAUAACUACAGUGUUUAUCGAGCUUGACUGCUCAGUCUCAAGUCCAAUGUACAGAAAGGUGGAUGCUUUGGGCGUGUCGUUGCCGACGUCGGAAAAUGCUUCGGAAAUGUAUCUGAAAGGAGAUGAGGCAAGAAGACAUCUUAAUACGGAACGCCAUGAACCAUAUCGUCUGUCUCGGGAGCAAUUGAUGUAUUUUCACCCGCAAAAUUUUUUUUUAUGUAUUUUGAAACUACUUGAGUUGUUGUACAGUAACGUCUGUAGCUUUUUCUUCCUUUUUCCUUUCUUUUUUCUUUUCUGUUGAUGGUAUUUGUACCAGUCCAAUUUAAUUAACCAGUAGCUUCUUUUGUUGACUUU
Messenger RNA from Aegilops tauschii subsp. strangulata, 3637 nucleotides. NCBI's taxonomy places the organism in Eukaryota, Viridiplantae, Streptophyta, Magnoliopsida, Poales, Poaceae. The record is from RefSeq and is a predicted model, not a curated record.